Colletotrichum karsti is the source of this 750-nucleotide messenger RNA. RefSeq lists its product as uncharacterized. The transcript is spliced from 3 exons. Lineage: Eukaryota; Fungi; Ascomycota; Sordariomycetes; Glomerellales; Glomerellaceae. The coding region runs from base 1 to 750 and encodes 249 amino acids. The record is from RefSeq and is a predicted model, not a curated record.
AUGCACGGGGUGACUAUCUCUAAGACUUGCGCCGAGAUCGUUACCUAUUGCGUGACGUACUACAUGAGUAUGAUGGUGAAGUUGACGAGGGCGUGCGACUUCGAUGUUAUCCACGGCGUCACAGACUCCAUCUUCAUCAAAGUCAAGAAGGAGAUGGGGCAGGAGCAUAACAUCAGCGCGGAUUUCAUCAAGAGCAAGAUCACCCAGGCGACGACGCUGGACGCGAAGGGUCUGGCUAUCGUGAAGAAUGAUUCGAUCAAGGCCGCAAAGUACGCCCUCGGCAUGGUGAUGAAGGCCCUGCACGACGACGAGAGCCAAGAGAACACGACCAGAACCCUGGUCGACAUCGUGGGCAGGGUCAUUUCGGCGAUCCAGCAGGGCUUGACGGACGACAUGUGGAUGGUGUCGGAGACAAGAGUCUCAGGGCAGCCCCACCACGUCUACGUGGACGAGAACGGGAGCUUGCAGAAGAUCCAGGUCGAGAUCGGCUUGAAGCCUAGACACAACGCGUGCAAGACCAUCAAUACCAAGACCCUCCCCAUCGUCAUCAAGAAGUACCAGAGGUUCUCGAUAACGUCGAUCUUUAACAAGCCGGUGACGGCCGCUGCGUCCAACUACGACGUAAUCCCCCCGCAGACCUCGCCAAACUCGCAGAUAAUGAAGUGUGCCCAGGUGUACACCCAGAUGGGACCCUUGACAGCCCACACCCAACAUCGUGGCCACCGAAGCCAUGUUUCACUGCGAGGAUAA